Esox lucius (northern pike) is the source of this 909-nucleotide messenger RNA. RefSeq names its product SLAM family member 5-like. NCBI's taxonomy places the organism in Eukaryota, Metazoa, Chordata, Actinopteri, Esociformes, Esocidae. Bases 87 to 791 code for a protein of 234 amino acids. The transcript has 5 exons. The record is from RefSeq and is a predicted model, not a curated record.
UUAGCCAGAAAGAAACACUUUCAUUGACAAAGAUAUUGUUGUUUCUUGCAGGACUGUGCUUCUCUGUUGCCCAGACUGAUGAAGAGAUGCUGACACAGGUUGUUGGAGAACCCGUCACUUUUCCAUUUUCAAUAGACAGUGGUGGCUCUGUAUUAUAUAACCAUGUUAUUAUAGCUGAGGUGGUUAAAGGAACCAUGGACCCCUAUGAAGGCAGUUUCAAAGACAGAAUUCAGUGGGACCAACAGACUGGACAGUUCACCAUCAAAGAUCUAACAACCAGUGAUUCAGGGAUGUAUGUUGUGUAUAAACAGGGAGCUGUCUGGACAUCAUAUCAACUCACUGUGUUUGAACCUGUAUCCAGGCCCAUGUUGACAACAGCAGGUAAUCAGAGCUGUUCAGUGGAGUGUUCUGUAAUGAAUGGAAGAGAUGUGACCCUUUCCUGGUACAGUGGAGAGGAGAUAAUCCACAAGACCAGUAGCCCUGACCUUUCCAUCAAGCUCUCUCUCCCUUUGGAGGUGGACAAACAGGACAGAACCUCUUAUAGAUGUGAGGCUGCCAACCCUGUUACCAAGGAGAAUGUGACGUUUAAUGUCCCAGAGUCCUGCUUAGAGCUUGAGGUGUCAGCCUCUCCUCUAACAGCCUCCAUCAUCAGAGACAUAUUAGUGGCACUCAUCAGACUGACAGCCAUUAUCACUUUGUACCUAUACUACAAGAUGAAAAGGAUGCAGAAGAGAGUGACCAGGGAGAACAGCAGAGACUCUCCAGUCUCCAGAGAUAAAGCUGAGCCAUGAGGUCACACUGAAUCCAGGGAGAAGGAAUGAAAUAAUGUUGACCCUACAGGAUGAAUUUGGUCUGUUUUGUGUUUUUACCCAAUAAAACAUUUUUACAAUGUACACUCACCUAAAGGAU